Penicillium daleae is the source of this 1032-nucleotide messenger RNA. RefSeq names its product MDR family NADP-dependent oxidoreductase. The record is from RefSeq and is a predicted model, not a curated record. Bases 1 to 1032 code for a protein of 343 amino acids. Gene Ontology annotation, molecular function: oxidoreductase activity, acting on the CH-CH group of donors, NAD or NADP as acceptor. NCBI's taxonomy places the organism in Eukaryota, Fungi, Ascomycota, Eurotiomycetes, Eurotiales, Aspergillaceae. The transcript has a single exon.
AUGACCAACAAGGCACUCGUCUUCAAGGAGAUCCCCACGGGGUAUCCUGUUCCCGGCCAGCACGUGGCCGUUGAGGCCGCCGCCUAUGACGCCAAUGUUGCCGCUCCCGCCGACGGCGUCGUGGUCCAGUCCCUCUACACAAGCUUCGACCCUUAUAUGCGCGGCCGCAUGCGCCCCGUCGAGGUCAAAUCUUACUCUCCGCCUUUCAACUUGAACCAGCCCAUUGAGAGCGCCAGCAUCGCCAAGGUCCUCCGCUCCAACAAUGCCUCCUACAAGGAGGGCGAUAUCGUCAUUGGCCCCUUGCCCAUCCAGGAGUACAUCUCGCUCGAUGGCCCGAACCUGGAGCGCAUCAAGAAGCUGGAAAACCCCCUGGGAAUUGAGGAUAUCCGCGUCUUCGUGGGUGCUCUCGGUAUGCCGGGUCUGACCGCGUACUCCUCUCUGUACGCGAUCGGUAAACCCAAGAAGGGUGAGACCAUCUUCGUCUCCGCUGCUAGCGGUGCCGUCGGCCAGAUCGUCGGUCAGCUCGCCAAGCACGAGGGUCUGCGCGUGAUCGGAUCCGUCGGCUCUGACGACAAGCUCGACUUCAUCAUCAAAGAGCUCGGCUUCGACGGUGGCUUCAACUACAAGAACGAGAAGCCCGCGGAUGCGCUGGCCCGCCUUGCCCCCGAGGGUAUCGAUAUCUACUAUGAGAAUGUCGGCGGUGAGCACCUCGAGGCUGCUCUGGACGCGUUACGCAACUUCGGCCGUGUCGUCGUCUGCGGUAUGAUCUCGCAAUACAACUCUGCUCCUUACCCCAUCAAGAACAUCCACAACGUCCUCAUUAAGCGGAUCACGAUGCGCGGCUUCAUCGUCAGUGACGCUGACAUGGGCCCUCUUUACGCCAAGGAGCACCAGGAGCGCCUGCAGAAGUGGAUCAAGGAUGGCUCGUUCAAGGUGCUCAUCCACGAGACUGAGGGUAUUGAUAACGCGGCCGAAGGUCUGGUUGGUAUCUUCCACGGCAGGAACAAGGGCAAGGCCGUUCUGAAGUUCUAA